Chenopodium quinoa (quinoa) is the source of this 4275-nucleotide messenger RNA. RefSeq names its product putative acyl-activating enzyme 19. The record is from RefSeq and is a predicted model, not a curated record. The coding region runs from base 169 to 3603 and encodes 1144 amino acids. Gene Ontology annotation, molecular function: protein binding. Gene Ontology annotation, biological process: amino acid activation for nonribosomal peptide biosynthetic process. NCBI's taxonomy places the organism in Eukaryota, Viridiplantae, Streptophyta, Magnoliopsida, Caryophyllales, Amaranthaceae. The transcript has a single exon.
GAGUCCAAGACAAGACAAUUUGAGAGCUACUAAGGCUUGUGAUCAACAACCGAUCAAAACUCAACUGCGGAGUACAUUAAACUUAACCUUAACCGAAAUGAUUUAGCAAGUCGAGUGGAGUUGCUCAAGUAAAAUUAGAGAAAGGAAAAGAAACAAGAAAAAAAAAGUAUGGAGAAGCAGAAGCAGCUCUCUUCCUACUGUUGCAUACCCCAUGGAUUCCACCGAAUUGCUUCUACUAACCCUAACAAAUUAGCCAUUAUUCACGCUACAAAACGCCCCAAAAAUCUUACUUCUAACAAAACUAACUCUAGCAAGGCUAAUCCUCCAGUAUAUGACGGCGACAAGUUCUUCACUUUCUCCGAGCUAUCAUCUGCCGUCGAUUCCCUCAGUUUCAGGCUUCAUCACAUUUUCAACGGUGGUGAUGAUCCCUCCUUAAUCAAACCCACCUCAGGUAACAUCAAAUCAAAUGUUACAACAAAAAUAAUAGGAAUUUACAUGGUACCUUCAGUAGAAUAUGUAAUUACUGUUCUUUCUAUCUUAGAGUUUGGUGGGGUUUUUCUACCUCUUGAUCCUUCUUGGCCUAAAGAUAGGAUUUUGUCUAUAAUUUCAUGUUCAAAUGUUGACAUUAUAAUUGGGUGUUCGAAUAUUGAUAAAAUUAGUAGUACCCACUUGGUUGAUGAAUCACAUUGGCUUGUAAAUUGCUGCAAAUGUCAUGUUUUAUGCAUAAAUUUUGAUGGGGUUCUUGAACAAAAAUGUGGGAAAUUGGAUUUGGGUUGGCCUUGUGAAAGUGGGAAAUUGAGAAAUUUUAGCUAUUUGAUGUAUACUUCUGGGUCUACUGGUAAACCUAAAGGUGUUUGUGGGACAGAAGAAGGGAUUUUGAAUAGGUUUUUGUGGAUGCAGGAGUUUUAUCCAUUGAAAGAGGAUGAUGUUUUGAUAUUCAAGACAUCUAUAAGUUUUGUUGACCAUCUUCAAGAGUUUUUAGCUCCUAUGCUAGCAGGAUGUACUUUGGUGGUGCCCCCUUUUGAUGAAUUAAAGGGGAAUUUUUAUGGUCUUGUUGAUUUUCUGCAUGAUUACUCUAUUACUAGAAUAACCGCUGUUCCAUCGUUAAUGAGGGCGCUUCUUCCUGCUUUAGAGGGACGGUAUUCCGAGCAAGGGCUGUCUUCAUUGAAGUUGUUGUUAUUGAGUGGUGAAGUUUUUCCUAUAUCUUUAUGGGAGAUGCUUUCUAGGAUAUUGCCUAAGGCUUCUAUUAUCUUGAAUAUAUAUGGAAGCACUGAGGUCUCUGGUGAUUGUACUUACUUUGACUGCAAAUGGUUACCAGAAAUGCUUAAAAGUGAGGUGUUGAGCAGUGUUCCUAUUGGUAAGCCAAUUUCUAAUUGUGAUGUUAAGCUUAUUGAGAAAGAUGGGAACUGUGAUGAAGGAGAGAUAUGUGUAACGGGUGUAUGUCUUUCGAGAGGCUAUUAUGUUGAUGCUAAUAUUAUGCCCUUGGGCAAUGAGGGAUUGAGAGAAGAAUUUGUUUCUGAUCAUGGGUGUCAGAGUAGUAAGCUUUACUAUAGAACGGGUGACUUUGCUAGAAGGCUUCCAAGUGGUGACUUGGUUUAUUGUGGAAGAGAAGAUCGCACCAUUAAAGUUAAUGGACAACGUAUUGCGCUGGAGGAGGUAGAGGAUACAUUAAGAGGACACACAGACAUAUUGGAUGCUGCUGUAAUUUCCUGUAAUGAGGAGGAAGGGCAUGCCUUUCUUAAAGCGGUUCUAGUGUUGAAAGACAAUGGCAAGUCAUCUCAAAUUUUGGCAGCUGUAAAAAGUUGGAUGGUUGACAGACUUCCUUCAGUUAUGAUUCCCAAGGAAUUUAUUUGUACUGAAGCCCUUCCUAUGUCUUCUACAGGAAAAGUUGAUUAUAUGUCACUACCUAGAUUUUUUGCUCCCGUUGAUGGUUCAAACAAGAGUCAUGUUGAGCUUGGCAAAACCUUAGACUGUAUUAAAGAAGCUUUUUGUAAUUCUUUGGGUGUUGCAGACAUUGGCAGUGAUGACGACUUCUUUGCAAUGGGUGGUGAUUCGAUAAUUGCAGCUCAUGUAGCUCAUAACUUAGGAAUUGAUAUGAGAUUGCUGUACAUGUUUCCAAGUCCGUCAGAGCUUCAGAAGGCUCUUGCAGAGAAAGAAGGUCUUUUAGAGGUUGACCACCAAGUAAAGUGGGAAACUUUGCCCAAAGCUCAGAAAGUUGACUUGCCUCAUUCAUCUGAUUCUGGAUUAGUUAAGCCCAGGAAACACGGAGAAACUACAUGGACUGACAGUGAUGAGCAAAGAAAAUCUAAGCAUCUUAGGGUAGUUUCUGAUUUACAUUCAAAUCUCAAGGGUGUAACCUCACUUAGUUCCAUUCUAUGGGAAUCUCAUUCGAUGCCAGGCGAAUGUGCAAUCAGCCGUUGCAAUAAGGUUACCUACAAUAGCGACUGUGAUUUACAUAUCAAGUGGCCUACCCAGGAAUUUGAACUUCCUAGUAACAGAAAAGGGUCAUUACGAGAAAUAUGGAAAGUUCCCUUGGACUCUUGUGUUGAUGCAUCACCAUUAGUUACUUUCAAAGAUAACCAAAUCUUACUAUUUAUAGGGUCUCACUCCCACAAAUUUCUCUGUGUUAAUGCUAGAAAUGGUUCCAUAAGAUGGGAGAUUAAAUUAGAAGGUCGAGUGGAAUGUUUGGCUAUGAUUGAUGGAGAUUUCUCUCAGGUUGUAGUUGGGUGCUACGAAGGAAACAUAUACUUUGUUGAUAUGAUGAAGGGAACCAUAAACUGGACUUUUCAAACAGGUGGUGAAGUGAAGUCACAACCCACCAUAGACAAGUGCAGGAACCUCAUAUGGUGUGGCUCACAUGAUCAUAAUCUGUAUGCUCUAGAUUAUAGAAAUUAUCGCUGUGUCUAUCAAUUCCCUUGCACAGGAAGUGUAUUUGGCUCCCCUGCAAUCGAUGAGGCUCGUGAUAUGCUUUACCUGGGCACAACCAAUGGAAAUUUGACAGCUAUAAUGUUAAAGGCUUCUGCAUUCUCUGUUGUGUGGCAGCUUGAACUUGAAGCUCCGAUAUUUGGAUCUCUUUCCAUAAGUUCUGAUGACCAUGUGUUAUGCUGCUUAGUUAACGGGGAUGUUCUCUCUUUAAACUCGAAAGGAUCAAUUGUUUGGAGGGUGAAAACUGAUGGUCCAAUAUUUGCCGGACCAUGCAUCUCUAAGGCACUUGGUUUUCAGGCUCUGGUAUGUUCUAGGAAUGGGAAUGUUUACUCCUUUGAGUUGGAAAAGGGAAGAAUUUUGUGGAAGGACAAUGUAGGAGAUCCAAUUACAUCUUCAGCUUUUGUCGAUGAAAAUAUAAAGUUGAUAUCUGAUCCUUCUUUUCCUUCAGAAAGAUUGGUUUGCAUUUCCUCCAGUUCUGGUAGAAUUAUUCUGCUUCAGGUAAGCUGUGUUACUACUAAAGAUAAUACAGUAGAAGAGGUUGUUAAGAAAUUUGCAGAAAUUGAUGUUCAAGGAGACGUAUUCUCUUCACCAGUCAUGGUUGGUGGACGGAUUUUUGUAGGUUGCAGGGAUGAUUAUUUGCACUGCAUUGUUGUUGAAGACUUGAAGCACGAUGGCUAAUGAAUUGACUGCCUGUGUAAAUUGUAGAUACAUGGCCAUUUUCAUUUUUUAAGAGUUUGUACAUACUGUCUAAUAGGUUCAGACUUCUGACAUGGAUUGACCUAAUUGACAUUUUUGCGUACCCUUUCGGGGUUGUAGAUUCAGUAAGGUUUAAAUGUGGAUGUUAGAGAAGUGAAAGACGUUUCAAGGGAAGACAAUGGUAUAUAUAUGUUAGUUCAGGGACAGAGUAGUAAACAAGAUGUAAUUUGCUUAAAUUAUUACGUAGUACUUCUAUUGUAAAGACUAAAGAUUUCCAAAUGUAAAGUUAAAAUCUGAAACUAUUUGAAAGUUUUUUUUUUUCAUCUCCUGUUGUUAAAAUUUGGACGUUGUACCAUUGGCUUGCAUAUCUAUGGAUGAAUGGAAUAAUAUGAAUUCCGAGAUUAUGGGCUGAUGCUAUGUCUCAAAGAAAUUUCACAGGCACACAGUCGAAAAGUAGACAUUUCUAGAUACAUUUAGGCAUUUAGCUCAUCCAAACUGUGAUAAUGAAAGGUAAACAUCAAAACAUGGACAAUAAUUUGGGGAAAAAGGUUGUAAAGAAAUACCAUUUUUGUUUUUUUCAUGUGUCCCUCCAUUUCUUAAAAAGGGUAAAAAUACAUCUUAAUUUAUACUGAUAAUUUACUAAUUUAAUAUACC